AUGGUGACAAAAGAGGCUGAAAAUCAGAUUGUCACAAAAAACCCAAAAAACCCACGAAUAGGAUCUGGAGAGAAGGAAGCAACGCAAGUAAAACAUAAGAAAUUGGAAUCGUCGGGUUUAACAGAGAAAGAAAAGGCUUUGAUUCCAAUUGAUGUAGUGCAUGAUGACUCCAUUCCUCGAGAGUUGGAGAAGAAGGUAACUCUUGAGAAAGAUGUUGCCGGAAAAAAACAGAUUGCAGAUUGCGGGAAAGGAAAUGGUUGUCAAAAUUGGUUUGACAUUCUAGCAGAAGAUAGCGCUGAUGAUGAGGAGUUAAAUAUAUUGGCUGAUCAACUGGUAGUUGUGAUGCCUGAUCAACAGGUUGCUGCUGUUGCUGCUACUUCUCCGACAAUUGCUUCUUCAUCCUUGGUUGUAAAUGGAAGCAAACUUUUAUUAUUCGCAACUGUCCAUCAUUCGACAGUGGUGGACUGCCGACGGGAAACUGGACGGGCAACAGAAGGGCAUGAAAUCCCGCAGUUAUCGCAAUCUCCUUCCAACCUGCAACGAAAUCCCAUUGAUGCCCCAGUCAGCGCUCAAAUCUUUCCAAUUUUUUCAAAUGCGGAACAGAGGCUACCUUCUCCAUCAGAUAAGAGUAUUACAGUUUUAAAUUCAUAUUUUCAUAGUUUAGACGUGGAAAAUUUGGAGUCCAAAUCAAUGCAACCGUAUUCUACUCCCUCAAAUCCUGAACAUGUUUCCUCUCCAAAUAACUCUUCAUCUUCAGCGCCUCAAAUUGAUCCAGAAGCCAAAUUGAAGUCCAAUUCUACCCAUUCCAAUAAUGAAGAUUCAUUUUCCACAUUAAAUCCCGCAGCUCCUGAAUUUUCCUAUUCCCCUCGACCACAAGAGCCUCUCCUUGAAGUUCUACUUCUAAUUUCAGACCCAAUCGUGGCAGAAAAACCUAAUCAGUUUUUAUCCAAGGAUGAUAUGGAAUUUGUGAAGAAUACUGAGCCUAUUAACAAAAUUUAUUUGAUUGAAGAUAUACAGUCUGAAGGUGGACUAAAUCAUGCUUCCAACGACUUUGAUGAAGAUGAUUUCGAUAUGGAAUAUGCACUGGAGCAAGAGUCUUUAUAUAGUGAAAUUUCUACACCAACAUAUCACAAACAUUCAAAAAAAGCCAAGUCGAAAAAGAGAGUUCAAGUUCGUCGGUUUGCUCUAUUGAACAAGAAUUCAGCUUUACAUAAAGAUUAA
Molecule: messenger RNA, 1221 nt
Organism: Oldenlandia corymbosa var. corymbosa
Lineage: Eukaryota; Viridiplantae; Streptophyta; Magnoliopsida; Gentianales; Rubiaceae
Source: the annotation of a GenBank genome assembly